This is a messenger RNA of Bactrocera neohumeralis, 1910 nucleotides long. RefSeq names its product sentrin-specific protease 8 (gene Den1). The transcript has 2 exons. Gene Ontology annotation, molecular function: cysteine-type peptidase activity; deNEDDylase activity. Bases 383 to 1030 code for a protein of 215 amino acids. NCBI's taxonomy places the organism in Eukaryota, Metazoa, Arthropoda, Insecta, Diptera, Tephritidae. Gene Ontology annotation, biological process: proteolysis. The record is from RefSeq and is a predicted model, not a curated record.
UAGCCUCAUAUAUUUUCCCGCAUUGCUUGAUGCAAAAAACGAAGCCUAGAACAAAAUAGAAGAGUGAGAAUUGCAUUUUUUUUUGUUCUUUUUAUUGCGUUUUAAUUCGCAAAAAGCAAUUGUCCACAAAAAAGUAAAAGUGGUUUUUAAGUUUACGUUUCUAUAUAUUUUAUGAAAUUGAAAGAAAAAGCAAGCUGCAAAGCUGUUUUGCGUACAAUAUCAAACUAGCAGAAAGAAAAAGUAAAUGUAACUUGACAAAAGUUAUCUCAAGCCUAAAGCAUUAUCAUACGACGUGUAGAAGAGAACACUAAAUCAAGGGAAUUGGCAGUUAAAGUGCAAGAGCAGAGGUAGCACUCGGACAUUGGGAGAAGCAACGGUGAAAAUGAGUUCCUACACGCACGCCGAUCCUAUAGCGCUUAGCUUUAACGACACAUGCCUUCGUAUGAGCGAUGUACAAUUACUACAAGGACCGCAUUGGUUGAACGACCAAAUACUUUCAUUUUAUUAUGAAUACCUGGAAAAGGUAAAAUACAAAAAUAAUCCGGAUUUAUUGUUUGUCGCUCCGGAAGUAACACAAUGUAUGAAACUAACAGAUGAUGACGAAUUGGAAACCGUACUCAACCAAUUGGAAGCGCCACGAAAACAAUUUAUUUUUUUUGCACUCAACGACAAUGAAUCCACACAAGCGGGUGGUACACACUGGUCACUCUUGGUAUUUUCACGGCCGGAAAAGACGUUCUUCCAUUUUGAUUCGUGGGGUAACAAUAACUCGUUAGCAUCUCAACAAUUCGUACAUCAAAUUAAAGUUGCCUUGAAUUGCCGCCAAUGCCAUAUAAAACCCAUACGUUGCUUGCAACAAGCAAAUGGAUACGAUUGUGGCAUACAUGUUAUAUGUAUGACAGACAACAUAGCCGACUAUGUUAACAGAUAUGAGUGUGUGGAGGGUGUAGGACCACUACAUCAGGAUAUAAUAAGCGCAAAACGAUCCGAACUAUUGAAAUUAAUUCAAUCAUUGGGAGGAAAGGUAUAAACAAUUCUGUAACAAUUACGUAAGAUGAAGAAAUUAAAGGCUUUACUGCACCGAAAUGUACGGUGAGAUAUAAUCUGAUAGCGGCUGUUAAAGAAACGAACGAAAAAUGAUCGCUAAAAAGUAAUUAUUUUUUUAUAUUAGGAAAGCACAGGGAUAGAUAUAGAAAUAAACGAAAAUAGUAAACUAGUAUCUUCUGUAUUAAAAAUUGCAGUGACACCGAGUUAAAAAUGAUAAUCUACUGACUUGAAAUAAAACCUUGUUUUAUAAGUAUGUAAGAUAAUACAAGAUAUAAAAAUUUCGAGAAAACAUCGAUUUGAAAAAUGUAGACUUUCUAAUUUCCAAACUAAAAUCCUUUUGAAAAGGUAUAAAAUAAAUAAAAAAAAAAUUUAUAUUAAACCAUAAUUUAAAUUUUAUGCAAAGGGAUUCUUAUAUAUCGAGUACCAUAUAUAAAAUAUAUGUAACUAAAAUACAAUGAGCAUAUACAUACGAACAUACAUUAUAAAAGGAAUGUGAAAAAGCAACAUUUUAACCCUGUAAUAUUAGGCUAUAUUAGUUUUAUGCUUCACUUUUUUCAAACAAUGAAUUGCCGCUAAGUUCCUACUGCUAACUAUUCCCUUAAAAAUGCUUUACGCAAACAUAUGUAUAAUUUAUUUCUCCAAUAUGUGCAUAGCACGACUUAAACAUACAUAGACUCUCAAAACAUAGUAAUUAAUAUUACACUGAAAUGAUUUUGCAUGCAACCAACGCAUACAAAUAUUGUAUGGGUUAAAACGCAUUUUCCUUACCCUUAAUUAUAAUUGUACACUUCAAAUGUUUUUUUAGUUUUAGAAAUAAUUCACUAUAAUUUUUAAUAAAAACUACAACUCGUAUCACGAAAAAA